Molecule: messenger RNA, 1047 nt
Organism: Pelobates fuscus (common spadefoot toad)
Lineage: Eukaryota; Metazoa; Chordata; Amphibia; Anura; Pelobatidae
Product: growth hormone secretagogue receptor type 1-like
Exons: 2
Coding region: 1-1047 (348 amino acids)
Biological process (GO): G protein-coupled receptor signaling pathway
Cellular component (GO): plasma membrane
Molecular function (GO): G protein-coupled peptide receptor activity
Source: RefSeq, a predicted model, not a curated record
AUGGAUAUCAACAAAAGUGAUAUGAGGCUUGGAAGUGGUUUUAACGAUACUACAGAUAGUACGGAUACUUUGUUUCAAAUUGAAAUCCUGAUUCCGGUAACGAUAAUUUGCAUCACCCUCUUUUUCUUGGGCGUCACAGGAAACGUCAUAACAAUAUUGGUUUUCAAACGAUAUAAGGACAUGAGAUCCACAGUAAAUAUGUAUCUUUCCAGCAUGGCUAUCUCGGAUAUUCUUAUCUUUCUUGGCAUGCCUUCUGACUUGUACAGAAUUUGGAAAUAUAAGCCAUAUAUUUUUGGGGACUUUACUUGCAAGUUUCUGGUGUACCUGAGUGAGACGUGUACUUAUUGCACAAUCCUUCACAUUACUGCUGUAAGUGUGGAGCGAUACCUUGCUAUAUGCUUUCCCCUGAAAUCAAAGAUAAUCAUUACAAAGAAGAGGGUGAAAAUUGUAAUUGUUGUUCUGUGGAUUUUUUCUAUAAUUACAGCUGGACCAAUAAUGUUCUUGUUUGGGGUGGAUCACCCUGCUGAAUCCGAACCAGAGGAAUCCAUGGAAUGCAAAUAUAUGGAGCAGUCAGCCCAAAGUGGGCUUUUCCAUUUAAUGAUAUGGGUUUCUACCAUAUAUUUCUUCGUACCCAUAUUUUUUUUGACUGUGCUCUAUGGACUUAUCUGUAGGAAGCUAUGGAACAGCAAGCAUGGCAUCAGGGCUGGCAAUAGAGGAAAAGACCACAAGCAAACUGUUAAAAUGUUAGCUGUUGUGGUUGUGUCCUUCGUGUUGUGCUGGUUACCUUUUCACAUUGGCCGCAUCCUGUUUGCCUUGUUUGGAAUAAAACACCUAUUUUAUGAACUGACACAGUAUUUCAGUUUAGUCUCUAUGAUUCUCUUUUACCUGAGCGCAUCUAUCAAUCCCAUGCUCUACAACAUCAUGUCACAGAAAUACAGAGCGGCAAUGAACAAGAUCCUGAAAAGAAGACAAUCUCUGCAAUCCAGGAAUAUGACAAGAAGCGAGCCACCCUCUAUGGAAGGGACAGAGCUCACCUCUAUUAAUUAA